UAGAUAGCUGAUGCCGAUACAGAAGUGUACAGUGUGUAUACUGUAUAUGAUGGCGUGUGGGCAAGUGAUCACGUGAUGCGGAAGCAGGCUCCAGUUUCUUUUGUUCACAUCAAUCAAAGCGGACACGGACGGAGAGCUGCUGAAUCAGGAAAUCGUUGCUCUUUUGACUAAAAAUGCCACGCAAGAAGGUGACAGAUGUCUCUGGAAAUGGAUCCACGAAAAAGAAGAAAGCCAGCGGCAAAAGGAAAGAGCGAGACUUCAGCAGUGAUGACGAGUUUGACUACGAACAGGAGAACAACAAAAAGCCGGGGAAGCCCUCCUUCAAGUCCAGCCUGCAGCCCGUCACGGUGGCAGAUGAUGUGAAAGAGAAAAUUAAACUUGAAUGUCCAAAGGUUAAAGGUCAACUAGUCAUAUUUGGAGCCACUAACUGGGAUUUGAUUGGAAGAAAAGAGGUCCCCAAACAACAAGCGGCGUUCCGCAAUCUGGGCCAGAAUUUGUGGAGUCCGCACCGUUAUGGCUGUCUGAACGACGUGGUGGUUAGCUGUGUGAUUUCCGGCCCAUGUGCGGCUCACAGCCUUCUCAUCACCACUGAGGGCAAAUUGUGGAGCUGGGGUCGCAAUGACAAAGGUCAGCUGGGCCACGGAGACACCAAACGUCUGGACGCACCAAAAUUGAUCGAGGGCCUGGCAGACGUCAUGGUCGUGGCGGCGGCCUGUGGCCGUAAUCACACCUUGGCGCUCACGGAGGAUGGCGUCGUGCACGCCUUUGGUGAAAACAAGCUUGGUCAGCUCGGCCAAGGCAGCCAGACGGACGCCAUUCUCAGCCCGGCACCCAUUUCCUACAACGGCCAGCCCUUAGUGAAGGUGUCGUGUGGGGCCGAGUUCAGCAUGGUGGUGGACUGCAAAGGGAACCUCUAUUCUUUUGGCUGCCCUGAGUACGGACAGCUCGGCCACAACAGCGACGGCAAGUUCAUAGCUCGUGCGCAGCGCAUCGAGUUUGACUGCGAACUCAUCCCUCGCCGCGUUGCAAUCUUCAUCGAGAAGUCCAAAGAUGGCCAGGUCACACCCGUGCCCAACGUGGUGGUUCGAGACGUGGCCUGCGGAGCCAACCAUACGCUGGUGUUGGACUCCCAGAAGCGAGUCUUCAGCUGGGGGUUCGGAGGUUACGGGCGUUUGGGACACACUGAGCAGAAGGACGAGCUGGUUCCCCGCUUGGUGAAACUCUUUGACUUCCCUGGUCGAGGAGCCAGUCACAUCCAUACUGGCUACCAGUGCUCCUUUGCCAUCAGCGAGAGUGGGAGUCUGUUCUUCUGGGGGGUGACCAACACUUCCAGAGAGUCCACCAUGUACCCCAAAGCUGUGCAGGAUCUGUGCGGCUGGGAAGUCCGCAGUCUGGCCUGCGGGAAGAGCAGCAUCAUCAUCGCUGCAAAUGAGAGCACCAUCAGCUGGGGUCCUUCACCCACUUUUGGGGAGCUGGGCUAUGGCGACAAUAAACCGAAAUCCUCCACCACCGCCCAGGAAGUCAAGACUCUGGAUGGCAUUUACGUUGAACAGGUGGUGAUGGGUUACGCUCACUCCAUGAUCAUCGCCAGGCAGGACACACCGGCUGAGGAGGAGAGACUGCAAAAGCUCCCCGAGUACAACCCCCGAACAAUCUGACGGAUUUUUCAGUAAGAGGCCCCAGUUGGCGUGUCGGCUUUGCACACUUCUAUUCACGGGGCAUACGUUCCAACAAUCUGGAAGUUCUGAUCACAACGAACUGUUGAGACCAUGUCACUUGAGUGAAACCUAGUUUACGUCAAGCACUUCUGCCUCUUCUUUCCCAAGACGUGCUUCCUUUCCCCUUUUGUUACACGCUCACUCAUUUGUUUCAUUGUCUUAUAUGUUGCAAUGUUUGAGAAAUAUGUCCAAUUUACGGGUGCUACAGCUUGACCCCUCACCUCUGCAGGGACAGAUGCUCCAUACGAGUGCCUACAUUUUCCACGGCCCUAUUAUGGAAGUUGUCUUGCGUGGUCUCAACUUGGUAACAUUCCUUCAGUUAUUUUUCACAUUAGAUCAAUGUUGAGACUAUCGUCUUUAACGAUUGCAAUAGGGGCCAAUGCUGUACGUUCAAAGGUAUUUGAGCUGGGGAAGGUGGGACUUUUAAGUUUGUUGUUUUAAUCAGGAUAAGGUGUUUUUACUUCCACCUUUCACUGAUCUUAAUAGUGUGCAUUGUUCUGGUUACGUUUUCAUUCCAAUUAAUAAAAAUGGUGUAAAUUGA
Molecule: messenger RNA, 2259 nt
Organism: Syngnathus typhle (broad-nosed pipefish)
Lineage: Eukaryota; Metazoa; Chordata; Actinopteri; Syngnathiformes; Syngnathidae
Gene: rcc2
Product: regulator of chromosome condensation 2
Exons: 13
Coding region: 174-1658 (494 amino acids)
Source: RefSeq, a predicted model, not a curated record